Naegleria lovaniensis is the source of this 618-nucleotide messenger RNA. RefSeq lists its product as uncharacterized. The record is from RefSeq and is a predicted model, not a curated record. Gene Ontology annotation, cellular component: mitochondrion. Lineage: Eukaryota; Heterolobosea; Eutetramitea; Acrasida; Naegleriidae. The coding region runs from base 1 to 618 and encodes 205 amino acids. The transcript has a single exon. Gene Ontology annotation, molecular function: thiosulfate-cyanide sulfurtransferase activity.
AUGAUUGGAAUGCGAUUCAUCUACAUGUUUCUUCCAGCUUCUCUCAAAAAGUACUCAUCAUCCAUGAUGAGGACGCACACCCAUCCUCAACUUUUCCUAAACAACAGCACCAACAUCAUGCGAUGUUUUUCCUCCUCUCAACUCUCUCUUCAAUAUUCCUUCAUCAAGAAGGACGAAAUACAACAAUUACUCAACGACCAAAUUCCCGAUCAAGACUUUGUCCUCAUUGAUGUUCGAGAGAAUCAAGAAUUUACAUCGGUCGAUCUUCCAGCCAUUCAUAACAGUGCUCAUAACAUUCCGAUCAAUGAUUUGGGUCCAGCUCUAUUGACCAUGGAUGCCAAACAAUUCAAACAUGUGUAUGGAUUUGAUAAGCCAAUGGCGGAUGCUCAUUCUGAUUUGGCCACGAGUGGAUAUGGAGGAACGAGUGAUGUAACUUCAAUUUCUCAAAAACGUUCCGUACUCGAUUCGUCAUCAUCUUCUGCUGCAAAUAAGAAGAAGAUUAUUGUGUAUUGUAAAUUGGGAGGAAGAGCCGAGAAGGCUGCACAAUUAUUGGAUGACUUGGGAUUUAAAAAUGUGUUUUGUUAUAAGGGAAGUGCCAAUGAAUGGUGGUCCAAGUAA